GGGAACCAGCAAACUGUGGGAAAUUCUCGCGAGACUGUUAAGGUUAGGAGAGGUCGUCGGGCAGCAAGUCUCGCGAGAUGUCAGCUAGACAGGAGGAGAAAGACGUUAGCGUUACCAACGGUUCACUAGCGAUGCCUACAGACGGUGAAGUGAAGAGAGAGAGCGGGGAAGAGGUGGAGUGGCGAGAGAGAGAGACAGAGAAGUGACACAAAUCAAUGUGAGCACCUAAACCACCAUCACCAGCAGCAGCAGCAGUCUCCCCGACCUCCAUCACCUCUCCGCCUUUCCCGGGGAGAGACGGAUAGAGACAGAGUCACAGGAAAGACAGUCUCCAAAGCAACGCAGCAUCCGGGUCGGUCGCGUCUCCGAUGGGCAUCCACUCUUCAGCAGAGCCACCUCUCCUGGGAUGCUUGUAGGUGUGAGGGCGACCAGUGAACAGAGGAACUGAUUACUUCGGGACAUUUUUCUCUUCAGGUUGUUCCGUCAAGUUACAGGAUGUCUUCCAAGCGACCAGCCUCUCCAUAUGGGGGGACAGAUGGAGAGGUAACCAUGGCAACCAGCAGACAGCGAAUGGAGGAUGAGGAUAGCGAGGGACUGGGCGGUGUCAUCCACCUCCCCCUGGUCUCCUACUGCGGCAAGGUGUCCCCUCGCUCGCCCCCCAACCGCAACUUGGACAGCCCCCCCAACAUGGAGCACGACGGCACUAAGGGGAGCUCUCUGAGCCCUUACCCCCAGCACAAUGCUACCUCACCGGGCAAAGAGGAUGGCGGAGGCGGAGGGCGGCCCUGCAGCGACGGGGGCUCGGCCGCGGGCACCCUGGGGACCCCCGAGAGACGCAAGGGCAGCCUGGCAGACGUGGUGGACACACUGAAACAGCGCAAGAUGGAGGAGCUGAUCAAGAACGAGCCAGAAGAGGCCCCCAGCAUUGAGAGGCUGUUGUCAAAGGACUGGAAGGAUAAACUUUUGGCCAUGGGCUCAGGGCACAUCGGAGAAAUUAAAGGUACCGCAGACAGCCUGGCGGAGAAAGAGCGCCAACUCAUGGGCAUGAUCGGCCAGUUGAGCAGCCUGAGGGAGCAGCUCCUGGCGGCCCACGAGGAGCAGAAGAAGCUGGCCGCCUCGCAGAUGGAGAAGCAGAGGCAGCAGAUGGAGCUGGCCAAGCAGCAGCAGGACCAGGUACUGUAUCAGAUUGCCCGGCAACAGCAGCAGCUUCUGCAGCAGCAACACAAAAUCAACCUCCUGCAGCAGCAAAUCCAGCAGGUCCAGGGCCAGCUCCCUCCGCUCAUGAUCCCCGUCUUUCCUCCGGACCAGAGGACUCUGGCGGCGGCCGCGGCCCAGCAAGGCUUCCUCAUGCCCCCCGGCUUCAACUACAAGCCCGGCUGCAGUGACCCCUACCCUCUCCAGCUCAUCCCUACAACAAUGGCUGCUGCCGCCGCUGCUGCCUCACCAGGCCUGGGACAGCUUCAGCUCCAGCAGUUGUACGCAGCUCAGCUGGCGGCCAUGCAGGUCUCUCCGGGGGCCAAGCAGCACGGAGGCAGCCUGCCACCCCAAUCCAACAUGGGCACACACUCCCCACCCACCAACACACACUCACAGAGCGACAAGGGCCGCAGCUCCCCGCUACCAAACAAGGCCAAGGACAGUGAGGGUGCACAGCCACUGAACCUGUCGGCCAAGCCUAAGGCAUCCGAGAGCAAGUCACCCAACUCCCCCCCAACUUCCCCACAGGUCGCUGCUGCUGCUGCCGCCAAGCUGGGCCCUGCCGGCUCCAUGAAGCACAGCGUCGCCCCCUCCAGCAUCGGAGGUCCACCGACCAGGGUCAGCUCGAUAGCAGACUUGUUGUCAUCACUGUCCACAACCGCCUACCUGAGCGACCAUGAGGCGGUGACCAAGGCCUUCGCCGAGGCCCGGCAGAUGAAGGAGCAGCUGAAGAGGGAGCAGCAGGUCCUGGACGCCAAGGUCGCCGCCGUCAGCAACCUCAGCCUCAACAACGGACGCUCGGACAAGGACAAGGCUGCCUUGGAGAGUCUGAGUCAACAGCUGAAGCAGCAGGCAGAGGACAAGUUCAGCCACGCCAUGCUGGACUUCACCAUGAGCGGAGACUCUGACGGCUCCCCCAGCGUGUCGGACUCCAGAAUAUUCCGGGAGGCUCGGGGUCGCGGCGGCAGCGCCGAGCCGCACAUCAAGCGGCCGAUGAACGCCUUCAUGGUGUGGGCCAAGGACGAGAGGAGAAAGAUCCUGCAGGCCUUCCCCGACAUGCACAACUCUAACAUCAGCAAGAUCCUCGGCUCACGCUGGAAAGCCAUGACCAACCUGGAGAAGCAGCCAUACUACGAGGAGCAGGCUCGCCUCAGCAAGCAGCACCUGGAGAAGUACCCCGACUACAAGUACAAGCCGCGGCCCAAACGCACCUGCCUGGUGGACGGCAAGAAGCUGCGCAUCGGCGAGUACAAAGCCAUCAUGAGGUCCCGCAGGCAGGAAAUGAGGCAAUACUUCAGUGUGGGGCAGCAGGGCCAGUUGCCCUUGUCCUCCGCAGGCGUGGUUUACCCAGGUGCCCUCUCCAUGGCGGGAAUGCCCUCGCCCCAGAUGCCCUCAGAGCACUCAAGCAUGUCCAGCAGCCCCGAGCCCAACGCCAACCACCACCCCCACCUGGCCAGCCUGAAGGGGGACGAGCCGCGGAUCAUCAAGGAGGAGGAGCUGCGGCUGGACGACAGCAACGGCGACGUGUACGACGACUUCGACUACGAGGACGAGGAGGCAGAUUACACCAGCGACAACGAGAACCAUAUCACCCAAUAGGACGGCGCGUUAUAUACACAACCCGCCUACUUUAUAAGCCAAUCACAGCUGGUUAAUCCCACACAAUCCCACCAAUCAGGAAGAAAACUUUCUCUUUUUGCCAAUCACCUUGAGUCCCGACCUCACAACACCCCAUCCUUUCCUCUCCCCACCCCCACCCCCCACCUCCUCCUGACUAACAUGGACUCUUCUAACAGAGCCAGAUCCCACUGGAGUCCUGAUACCAGCAUCUGAUCAAUCAACUGAAGCACAGGACCUGUCACUCACACUGACUGUUACACAAACUGGAGUCUGGGGAGGACGAAGACGAACCGAGCCAGCCUCCCGAAGCUUGCCGAGGAAUAUUAUAAAGUACUACUGCGAGAUUUUGAGUGUUAAUACCGCGUGAGUGAGUGAGGAGAAAAAAAAAUAUCACACUCAAAAUAAAAAGCAACCGUUUGUAGGAAAAAGGAGACGUUUUAAAAAUGAAAAAGACGGAUCGGCGGACCUGUCAAAAGGCUUAACAGACGACACUUUAAGAUGGCGGACCUGUUUAUUAUCAAGAGACACUUUUAAAAAAAAGAACAGCUUUUUUUUUUUUUUGUUCUUUGGUUCUAUAAUAUUCUCACUCAGGUACACGGUGCCAAUAAGUGGCUUGUGAAUGUGAUUUGUUGUUUUUGUGCUACAAGUUUGAAUAAUAAUAAUAGAAAAAAGAGACAUUUCUUUUUUUCCCCUUUUCGUUGUUAAGCACCUGAAAGACAUCAGACGUGUUUAUUUUUAACAGAAACAUAUCUUCGACCUCGCAGUGUGCUGUCAGCGGUUUCCCCCUCUACUCCCUUUUUUUUCUCCUCUGUAUUUUUGACUCCGAUGAUGGGACGGUCCAGCCAGGACUGACCGGUACAGCGUGGACUGUCCCACUUUGAUUAUCAGGGGGGAGAACGGGGAGUCUUUCUGGCGUCACGGAGCAGAAACGAAAAGCACUGUGUUGUGAGACAAUCCACCAGUUUCCUUCUUCUCGCUCCGUCCUUCUAUCUCGAUCUCGUCCGGGGCAAAACAUCAGUAUGUGUGUGUGUGUAAAAAUCUCAUAUAUCAGUCCAGGAUACAGAAAGACAGGCUUACACUGCUGCUGUUAAUUACUGUACCACACACACACAUAUAUAUACACUCACACACACACACGACUGUUGUUGUGUCCCCUCAGUGUUUUUUUUUCCCGCUCCCUCCAAUCACCAUCGUCCUGCUGCCCCCAGCGGGCGGAGCUGAGCUGAAGCAGCCAGUCAGUGUUUCUGUUUGUAUUUGAAUACUGUAUUUUAUUAUUUUCUCUUCAAACUGCCUCUAGUCUAAUAAUAUUAUUAACAAUAAUUAUAAGGAUGGUCAGCGUUUCCUAAGUUUAGUAAGUUAUGUACAGUAUAAUUUAUUUUUCUCCUCUUUAUCGGGUUUUUAAAUGACCAUAUGAAACUAUGACAGUCGAUGAAACAUUAUUCUAUUUAGCUGGUAGGUAUUUUAGAUCUAAACAAAAAGUUGUCAUUUUACCUUGCUUUGUUUUUUCUUUUUUUGUUCCCUUUCUUUUUUUUUUUUUCGUUUUGUAUUAAUCCUGCGGACGGACGGGCGGGUGGGCGGAGUCAGGACAGCGAGCUGGACUGACGAGACUCGACGCCGGCCCUCCUCCGAGCUGAAGACGUAACCUUUUAAUGUCCAAACCCGUUUCUAAAAAGCACUCAGACUCUGAGAAAAUAUUUUUUUUUUUAUUGUUAUUAUAAUUUUAUUUGUAAUGGUUAUUAUAAUGUAUAAUGUGAAGUUUCCUCUCUUUUAUUUUGCCUUUUUUUUUUUUUUUUUUUCUUUAAGGGAAAUCAGUUUUUUUGGAAACUGUUUCCUGUGAACAAAGAGUCCCGUCCCCGUUUACUAGCUCUGAACGACACACAACGAGACGCAGUGGAACAUCAUCUCUGGCUCGGCUCCGCACACACACACACACAUGCACAAUCACUAACACACAUUUCAAAUGAAGAGAUUAUCGUGACAACCAAACGAAUCCUAUGCUGUCCUUUUUUUUUUUUUCUGUUUUAUGAAAUUUAAAAUCCUGUACAUAUAUUUUGUUUGGUGUUUUUUUUAAAAAUCAUAGGAAAGCAGUGUUUACCGUGAUCCACCAGGGUGUUCCACUGUGCGUGUGUGUGUGUGUGAGACGUUCAGGCGCAUCUACAGUAUCUUUAAAGUCACCUCUCAUCAGGAGCCCUUUGCUUUGUUUGAGCUCCACGAGACGCUACAGGAGCCAUGACUACUCUUCAGGUGUGCUGUCACAUAGUGAUCCCCCCACAAUCAUUCUCGCUGUAGAUGUUCGCCACAUAAUGAGCCUCUGGGUCUUAAUUUCGCUGUAUAGUCACCCCCCGUUAUCACGGCGUGGUUCGACCCGAUGCUGGAGAGAGGGGGACUAAGUGGAUCAAUCCAUUUUUAAGGGUAUCAGGGGUGGGUGGGGCAUUAAGACGUCAAUCAUCCCUGCUGGCAAGGUCUGACCCCAUAUCAAGACAAUGAAAAUGAUGAUAUUAUUUAAGACAAUCAAAGUCAUGAGUGGAGCUCAAAACAAAGUAAGAAUUAUUACAAGUAAAAAAAAAAAAAUAUCUUACCAUCUCAACUUGAAAAAUCAAGAAAGAUAAUUAUGUAAAUAUAACAUAGAGUUAUAGAUUUAUAUUUUGUUCAUAACACAGUGUAAUAUAAGUUGUAUAUUUCUUUUUUUUUUCUCUCCCUACUGUCUCUUUUAUUGAUGUUAUCCAUGCCACAGAAAAGCAGGAGUCGCAGUACUCUCACAAACAAAAAAAAAAUGAAGAAAAAUAUCAAAGAAAUAAAGAAAAACAGGAAAGGAAAAAAAAAGCCGUGGGCUGCCACCACCAUCUGUUCUAAGUUCACUUUUUUUUCAGUAUUACUGCCAGACAAGGCUCUAAUAAAGACAGCAAUGUGUUCGGUAAAA
Sebastes umbrosus (honeycomb rockfish) is the source of this 5737-nucleotide messenger RNA. RefSeq names its product SRY-box transcription factor 5 (gene sox5). Gene Ontology annotation, cellular component: nucleus. The coding region runs from base 496 to 2796 and encodes 766 amino acids. The transcript has 18 exons. The record is from RefSeq and is a predicted model, not a curated record. Gene Ontology annotation, molecular function: DNA-binding transcription factor activity, RNA polymerase II-specific; RNA polymerase II cis-regulatory region sequence-specific DNA binding. Lineage: Eukaryota; Metazoa; Chordata; Actinopteri; Perciformes; Sebastidae. Gene Ontology annotation, biological process: regulation of transcription by RNA polymerase II; positive regulation of chondrocyte differentiation; cell fate commitment.